Paramecium primaurelia is the source of this 436-nucleotide messenger RNA. The record is from the annotation of a GenBank genome assembly. Lineage: Eukaryota; Ciliophora; Oligohymenophorea; Peniculida; Parameciidae.
AGAAGUGGAUGUCUUAAGAAAAAUCUAGUUACUUGACCCCUUCGGUGAGGCGGGUAUUGUCAAAUUCUAUGAUUACUUUACUUGGUAGGACUAUCAUUGUAUUUUACUUGAAAGGGUAGCAUAUUCAACAAUUUAAACAGCUUGACAUUAAUCUCCAUGACUAUAUCCAAUCACAUUCAUUCAACAUUAAGGAAAUCCAAUCAAUCUUUAAAUAAGUUACUACCUCACUAAUGUUAAUGCAUUCCCUCGGAAUCACACACACCGAUCUAAAGCCUGAAAACAUUGUUUUUGCCAAUCAACAAAAGUACCCAGAUCAAUUAAAUGACUAAGACAUUUAGUUAAAUUAAUAGACAUGGGAGGUGCCACUUAAGCCAAUGAACAUCAUAGCACAGUCAUCAAUACUAGAUAAUACAGAGCACCUGAAGUCAUAAUGAGA